UUUCUUGCAUAAGUGAAGAUCGUUUGAAGGUGUCUAUACAUCAGAAGCUCUGGUGACAGAAAUCGAAUACUAUUUGGGAAUUAUUAUACUUCAAAUUGAUAGUGAUAUAUACAUAUGUAGCGUCUGAUUUAGAAACACUCAAAAAAAACCUGUAAUCAAGAUCAAAUAUUGAUUAUCCACAAUAAAACACGCUAUAUAUACAAUAUAUAUUACCAAAAGACAAAAAAGAAGAGAUUUAGCAUACAUUUGAGUUCAUGAAAUGAUAAUUAAACUAUUUUUAUCGACCCAUAAAAGUUAUUAAUAACUAAUUAUUUAAUUAAAUAAUAAUAGUAAGAUAAUAAACAUUCACUGUGAUUCGGAUUAAACAAUUUCAAGUUACGCACAUAUACACAUAUAUUUUCAAAACAGAAAAAUCAAUAAAUCAAUAAAAGAAAAUAAUAGUAACAACAGUAAUAAUAAUAAUAAUAAUAAUGAUUUCCCAAUAUACUCUCUUUAUCCUUCCUUUUUUUAUGCAUUCAGCUGAUCACAUUAUAACGACUGUUAAACAUUAUUAUUGUCAACAAUAAUACGAUUAAUAAAAUAACAAUAUUUUGAUAUAUUAGAAUGACGGUAGUGACUAUGCUUCUAUCGACGACACAUGUUACAUAAUCAAUCUGUGCACUUCAACAAAGUACUAAUUGAACUGACCAAGAGAAGUACAAACGAAUAAAUAUAAAUAAACUUCAAAAUUAUUGAUUAUCCAAAGAAGAUAUUGGGAUCAAUGCCAACUAUGUAAUUAGCAUCAUUACCAUUAAUCAAUACCAAUACAGCACGAUAAUUAAUCGAUAUUAAUAUUACAAAACAAUGAGUAAUAAUAAUAAUAAUAGUGUACCAAAUCAAAAUCCUACCAAUAUGCAAAUAACUAAUUCUGAUAUCUACUUCAAAAGUAAUACCAAUAAUAAUGAUAAUAAUACUGUUAUUGGUCAAAAUGAUAAUGUUGGCUUGAGUACCGGAGCUUUGGUCGGCUUAAUAAUUGGCCUUGUGAUUAUUUGUACAAUAAUCAUUGUCGUUGUCUACUGGUGUAUUCGUCUGCGACAUUUCUACUUGAGUCAAAGACACACUAAAAUGUAUGAUCCAGAUGUCAUGAUACAACCUGGUCAACCACGUCCAAGUAUUAUCAGUAGUAGUGGUCCGAUGCACUUUCCGAGUACAGUUCUACCAGAUUAUCAACGUCCUUCAUCUUUUGUGUAUAAAAGUCCAUCACAGAGUAAACUACCACCACCUAGCUAUCCUGGAGAGUCAAAUGAUCCAGCAGAUGUUGGAAAGCGUCCUCCUCUUUAUCCGAAUUUAAAUCAAGAUGGAUAUCUCAAUAAUAGUAAUAAUAGUAAUAAUUUUACAAAUGAGACUCCAUUGAAACAAUCCGCCUCCAUUGGUGGUGAUGUUGGCGGUUCAGUUAAUGCUGCGGUUAAUUUAAGUCCUGUGGUGGAUAAAAGAAAUUCAGCCAGAUUUUCACAAGGACUGCAAUCGCCUAGUUGGACAGAUCAUCAUUACUAUAAUACGCAUCAUUUCAAUUCGGAUGGAUUACCAUCCUUCAACUAUUCUGCCUAUUACCAUCAUCACCAAGAACAGCCUGACAUAGACGAAACACACAUCAAUCAUUCAUUCCAUAUUGAUCCAUUGGGAGCAACACCAUCAUUUUCUACAGCUUCUACAGGUAAUUCUGUUUCUUCAUCGUCAGCUGGGGCCGCUAACGCCGCCACCGCUGCUGCUGCUGCAGCUGCCGCGUUCACUUCACGUUCCAGACUCAAAUCAAUCGCAUUCAUCUCACAGAUAAGCGCCUUUGGCUUGAAGAAUAAACGACGCUUUUCACAUUUAACACAAAAGUCAAUAAAAGUGAAAGAUAAAGUUCUCAGUAGUUCUAAAACAACAUCAACAACAGCAACAGUAACAAGUAGAAAUAGUCAUCAUGGGAAAGGGAAACACUCCAGCGAUGGUCAAUCGAAUCCAUUAUCAGUGGCGGAAAUUUACGGCAAUGAAUAUGAAGGCUAUUAUAAUGCUAAUAUGCAGUCAGAUAAUUUGGAUUUCAAUACAAUGGAAUCAUUGGAUAAUGAUUACUUUCUGUACAGUUUACAAGCAGCUAUAUUCCAUGGUCUGAUACCUUCCAGCCAAUCAAAUAACAAUAAUAACAAUAAUAACAGUAACAAUAAUCAGUAUACUUUCCAUGAUACAGACAAAUUCCAAUUCCCAUAUACAAGAACAAGUAUUAUUCAUGAAGAGUUUGAUCCAUCGUUCGGUGAAGAUUUAGGCCUUGGCAAUAGUCGUGUCUCUUCCACACUCAGUGCAUAUUCCUCAUCGAAUAGAAAUUCAAAGACACUUUCACCUGAUUUUAUGAAUUUGAGUAAUGCUAGUAGCAAUGCUAGUAAUAUGAGUAAUGCUCGGUUUAAAUUCCCACCACCUGGUCCCCCGGUUGCUGGUUGGGUUAAUCAGUUUAUUUUACACAGUACUACACCAGAAAAUACCAUGCUGACUACUACGAUACCACCGCCUCCAUCGACACGGAGUGAAAGGCGAUUGUCUCAUUCACAACACCAACAACAACAGAAGACGUCUUCGUCGUUAAUCAAUAGCCCAGUGAAUAAUUCAUCAGUUACAGUGAUUGAUAUCGCUGAUUUGUCAAUGAAGACUUCUACCGCUGCUGCUGCUGCUCUUGUUGGUACAAUGAAGUCAACUCCAGGGAACAGGUGUAUUUCAUCUGUCCCACCGUCACCACAACACAUUCCAUUCCAGUAUGUUCAUUCUUCGCGUUCACUUGGUUUAACUUCUUCAAGUAUUAUACCAAGAAGACAUGCAGCUAAGAAAUAUUCUUUCCAAGAAUCACCUAUUAUAAGUAAUGCGAAAAAUUCACUUGUGAAUAAUCCACCAAAGUUAGAUUUAUUAGUAAAAUCAAAUAAUUCUUCUAUUGUUCUGACUAAUACAGCCGUGAAUAAUGACAUCGGAUUAUUUACGUUAUUCAAUGACAAUACUACUAAUAACCAUACUACUAACAAUGACGCCAACAAUCCUACCACGAAUAACAAUAAUAAUAAUAACAAUAAUAAUACUGGCAAUGAAGAUGACGAUAUGCCUAGCCAAUGUCAACAGAGUCCCAGUAGUUACACCGAUGGGAACUAUUGUGACAGUGGUUACCAUGAUUCAGUGAUUAUCGCUGAACAAUCUUUACUAUCCUCCUUGUCUGCAGAGCAUUCACUAGAUUUACAAUUAUCUCCAGUAUUACACAUAUCAGAAAAUCAAUCAAAAAUCGAUUUAUUGAACAGUAAUAAUAAUAAUAGUAACAAUAAUAAUAAUGAUGAUGAUCAUAAUAAUAUUGCCCCUGAUGAUGACAUAAUCCCACUAUCUAAUAAUGAUAUAGACAACAAAUUCAGAAAUCAAUUAACAGAGGACAGUACUCAUACAAAUCCCACGAAUUUGAGUAAAAGUCUUCAGUUCACUUAUUCAAAAUUAGAUACACCAAAACCUCUACCGAUUUCAUCACCAACUUCACCAUUGAUAUCGUCAGCAUCCUCCUUGUCGAAUAAUUCAACAAGUACAAUGGCAAGUUCAACAAAUAGUAAUACUGUAAUGCUGCUUCGUGAUAAUGCCGCUGACUUGACAACUGCGCAUACACUUUUAUUUCCUCCACACAUAUUCUCCUCUAUGGUACCCUGGGACGCACGUUCAAGUUGUCGUUCUCCAUUUGGGUUCUACUGGAGAGUCUGUCUGGCGGAUGUUGUCGCUCAACCGUAUCCUCAGACUUUCAAUCGAAAAUUAUACAAUUCAAAUAUGUCUGCUGCAUUAAAUAUUCCCAAUACUAAUCAUCACUCUCUGACCAAUCCCAGUCAACUCAGUCAACUUGGUUAUCGUUCACCCAGUGAUCCAGAUGUAUUUCUCACCUUCUGUGAAGAUUCAGUAAGAAAAUCAGCCGGUAUAAGACAACCAGUCCCACAGAAUAGUCAUCGUUUACGUCAUGGCGAGAAUCAGCCUUCAUCAUCGUCACCGCCGAUACCGAUGCCUCCGCCACUGCCAACAUCUAACAUCACUUCUACACGUGGUAAUUUCGCUUCACCUAACGGUAUGAUGAAGUUGAUGAUGAUGAGCACUUUGUCCGAUUCAUUCAAAUAUCAUCUUACCCGACAGAAAUCAGAAGGUCAACUGUUAACAGAUCGUCAUGACUCGUUCGAUGAAGUUCUAUGGGAUUUACAACCAACUCCUUUAUAUUGA
This is a messenger RNA of Trichobilharzia szidati, 4236 nucleotides long. NCBI's taxonomy places the organism in Eukaryota, Metazoa, Platyhelminthes, Trematoda, Strigeidida, Schistosomatidae. The record is from the annotation of a GenBank genome assembly.